AUGCUUCUGCGUCCGUAUCAACCUUCAACAUGGCUCUGUUUGGGGUUGAUACUUCUGUCAGGGACAGUGUCUUGGCACAUUGUGGGCGCUUUUGACAUCAAAUCUGUGAAAAGCCGAAGAACGUAUUUGGGACUCUCUGGAGACUACACUCGAAGUUUUGUGGAUGUGAUUCGAAUCAUCAUCACAGGAACCGCAUAUAUCAAGGUCAAUUUUCUUCCCAAGAGAAUGUGCCUCCUAUCUCUGUUAAUUCUAAGUCUCGUUAUAACAAAUGCCUACGCAGGACAAAUAUUGAGUUUCCUUACAACACCUACUUACUGGAGAGAUAUUAACACUUUAGAAGAGGUUGCUCUACAA
This is a messenger RNA of Gryllus bimaculatus (two-spotted cricket), 354 nucleotides long. The record is from the annotation of a GenBank genome assembly. NCBI's taxonomy places the organism in Eukaryota, Metazoa, Arthropoda, Insecta, Orthoptera, Gryllidae.